Molecule: messenger RNA, 591 nt
Organism: Apaloderma vittatum (bar-tailed trogon)
Lineage: Eukaryota; Metazoa; Chordata; Aves; Trogoniformes; Trogonidae
Gene: DRAM1
Product: DNA-damage regulated autophagy modulator 1
Exons: 6
Biological process (GO): regulation of autophagy
Cellular component (GO): lysosome
Source: RefSeq, a predicted model, not a curated record
UUUAGUGACACUGGAACUAAGCCUCCAGAGAGUGGUAUCUUUGGUUUUAUGAUUAAUAUUUCAGCACUUUUAGGUGUAAUUACAAUGUACAUCAGAUAUUUAUUAAUAGAGAAGCAAAAUGAGUCAUCACACUUUGUCAGGUCUUCAUGCAACAUGUUUUCAUUAUGUAUUGGAUUGACGGGCUGUACUGGAAUGGGCAUCGUUGCCACUUUUCAGGAGCUGGCUGUUCCCAGUGUCCAUGACAUAGGAGCUUUGGUGGCAUUUGGCUCGGGUGUUGUAUACAUUACACUUCAGUCUAUAAUCUCUUACAAGUCCUGUCCACAAUGGAACACUUAUUUUGUGUGUCGCAUAAGGAUGGCCAUAUCUGUAAUAUCAUGCAUUGCUUUCAUUCCCAUGAUUGUGUUUGCUUCAAAAAUUUCCAUGACAAAAAUUGAUUGGACUCCAGGUGAAAAGGAUUAUACUUACCAUUUUCUGAGUGCAAUCUGUGAAUGGACGGUGGCAUUUGGUUUUAUCUUCUUCUUUUUAACAUUCAUUAGAGAUUUUCAGAGAGUUUCUUUAAGGAUAUCAACAGAAAUACAUGAAGACUCCUGA